ACAGCAUGGCAGUGGAGUGGAAGCUGAGAGAUGUGCAGAAGCAGAUUUCAUUCGGGUCAUGUCAGGAGCGGAAAGUAUUCCCUCUCCACCAUGCCUCAGACAGGCUGGGAAUCCAGCUGAUAGCCAUCAGGGGAGACCCUUCGCUUGGGCCAGGCUGUUACCUGAGUCAUGAGAGAGGCAGCCUCCAAUACUAUUUGGAAAAACAACCACUGAGCAAGAAAGGCUAUGUGAUAGGAGCAAGAACAGCCCAGCGUUUCAUACCAGAGCCACAGACUGUGACUCCCAGCCCAGCAACAUACCAGUCAUUCUGGAAGAAAGAAAGAAAAUGCCAGCCAGCCUACGCUCCAUUUUCCACUAAGACACCACGAUUUCCAGAUAAGCCUUCAGAUAAAGAAUUUUUCCCUGGACCUGGAACUUACGAACCAGGCAAGCAAUUACACAAAAGAAUCACUUGGCCGAUGAAGUUUGGGUCUCCAGACUGGUCUUUAGUGCCAAUGCCAGUGAAGAGGAUGCUAAAAAUGGAGGUACAGAAGAUGACCAUAGACAGAGAAUUCAGGAAACACCGGGACCGAGUGGCCUACCUGAGUUUAUACUACAGCUGAGGAGCCAGG
This is a messenger RNA of Tyto alba (common barn owl), 611 nucleotides long. RefSeq names its product primary cilia formation (gene CIMAP3). Gene Ontology annotation, biological process: regulation of cell projection organization. Lineage: Eukaryota; Metazoa; Chordata; Aves; Strigiformes; Tytonidae. Gene Ontology annotation, molecular function: cytoskeletal protein binding. The record is from RefSeq and is a predicted model, not a curated record. The transcript has 6 exons. Gene Ontology annotation, cellular component: ciliary basal body. Bases 6 to 602 code for a protein of 198 amino acids.